This is a messenger RNA of Rubroshorea leprosula, 695 nucleotides long. The record is from the annotation of a GenBank genome assembly. NCBI's taxonomy places the organism in Eukaryota, Viridiplantae, Streptophyta, Magnoliopsida, Malvales, Dipterocarpaceae.
UCACAUCUGCAGUUCUAUUUCCCUCUUAUUGAUUCGUUUCAGUUUCCGUUACUCUCCUAGCAAUGGCACCGAAGGCGGAGAAGAAGCCAGCUGAGAAGAAGCCGGCGGCCGAGAAAGCCCCUGCCGAGAAGAAGCCUAGGGCAGAGAAGAAGCUUCCGAAAGAUGGCGCAUCAACCGACAAGAAGAAGAGGAGGGCGAAGAAGAACGUGGAGACGUACAAGAUUUACAUCUUCAAGGUGCUGAAGCAGGUGCAUCCUGACAUCGGAAUCUCGAGCAAGGCCAUGGGGAUCAUGAACAGCUUCAUCAACGACAUCUUCGAGAAGCUCGCUCAAGAGGCGUCUAGAUUGGCCAGGUACAACAAGAAGCCUACCAUCACCUCGAGGGAGAUCCAGACUGCUGUCCGAUUAGUGUUGCCUGGCGAGCUCGCCAAGCACGCCGUCUCCGAGGGCACCAAGGCCGUAACGAAAUUCACUAGCUCUUAGAAUGAAUUUGUUGUGGAAUUUGUGGUUUAUGAGCGCUUCUUGUUGUAAAGAUUUACCUUCUUUACUGCAUUAAGUAGAGAAAACUUCGCUAUCAGUACUAAAUUUUCUCUGUUUCUGUAAUUCUUGGCUGAUUUUUAUUUUUAUUUUUUCCCUUCGAAUGUUUUGUCUCAUUUGAUAUGGAAGCACGUGGGUCUAACGUGCGCUGUUGUGACC